AUGGGCAGCAAACUGAAGAAGUCGACCAAGAAAUUCGAGAAGAAACAUCUGCACGAUGUGCUCGAGCGGCGCAAGGAAAUCGCCAAAAUCAAGCAGCGGCAGCAGCUGAGAGAGAAGAAAAAGGCGAAAAAUGCCGAACUGCGGGAGAAGGCUGCUGCGGAGCGCCAGGAAGACCCCAAGGAGCAGGAGAGGGAGAAGGCCUUUGCGGAAAUGAACGUCGACGACUUUUUCGCCGGCGGGUUCGAUAUCCCUACGGAAAACGGCAAGAAGGCGCAGAAGAAGGACGUGACGCCGAAAACCGGAAAGCGGAAGCGGACGGAAGAUCAGGAGGAUGAGGCCUCGCAGUCAGGAAGCGCAGAGAGUGAGGGCUCAGCAGUGGAGAGUGACGAUGACGACGAUGCGUCCUCUCAGGCCAGCAGUGUGGGCGACAUCGAGGAACACAAGGGACAGCUGGCAGCGUUGAAGGAGAAGGACCCGGAGUUCUACAAGUAUCUUCAGGAAAAUGAUGCCGAACUACUGGACUUCGGCGAUCAUGGUGAUCUGGCGGAGGUUGAUGAACUCAGCGAUGCAGAGGAAGAGGGCCCCGCCAAGAAGAAAAAGAAGAAAGACGAAGACGAAUCGGAGGACAACAAGCUCACCCUUGCGAUGGUGAAGAAGUGGCAGAAUUCCAUGCAAGAACAGCAUUCGAUGCGGGCAAUGCGGCAGGCAGUGCUAGCUUUCCGCUCCGCAGCCUAUAUGCACGACGCGGACACCCAGAACACCAGAUACUCCAUCUCUGAUCCCGAUGUGUACCAUCAGGUGCUGGUCACUGGUUUGGAAAUGGUGCCCAAGGUCCUGGCACACCAUUUGCCGGUGAAGGAGACCGCAUCGGGCAAAGUCAGAGUAUCGCUCGAUUCGAAGAAGUUCAAGACCCUGUCACCGCUCAUCAAGUCCCAUACCUAUUCCAUCCACCAGCUCCUUACUAGCCUGUCUGACGCGCCCACCCUGAAGUUGACUCUCUCGUCGAUCGAGCCCAUGCUGCCAUACCUCCUACAGUUCCGGAAGCUACUCAAGGUGCUAGUCAAGACCGUGGUCGGCAUUUGGUCGGAUUAUUCCAACACGGAAGCCACCCGGAUUACGGCAUUUCUCCUCCUACGUCGCCUGAUGGUGAUUGGAGAUGCUGGGAUCCGGGAAGCGGUCUUGAAAGCCACAUACGAGGGUGUUGUCAAGGGAAGCCGCAACACGACGGUCCACACGCUUCCGGGAGUCAAUCUGACGAAAAACUCGGCUGCAGAGAUCUGGGGAAUUGAUCAGAAUAUUUCUUACACGACGGGCUUCACUUUCAUCCGCCAACUGGCGAUUCAUCUCCGGGGAAGCAUUACAAACCCGACUAAAGAUUCUUACAAGACCAUCUACAACUGGCAAUAUGUGCACUCGCUUGACUUCUGGUCCCGGGUGCUCUCGCAACAUUGUGAUGCCCUGACGGAGGCCAAGGCUGGGAAGCAAUCUGCACUGCGACCACUUAUCUAUCCUGUGGUUCAGAUUACCCUCGGUGCGAUGCGCCUAAUUCCCACGCCGCAGUAUUUCCCACUCCGCUUCCAACUCACCCGUGCUCUACUGCGGAUCUCUCGUACGACGGGCACCUACAUCCCACUGGCUCCUGCGCUCUUGGAAGUGCUCAAUUCGGCUGAGAUGCGCAAGAAACCCAAGUCCAGCACCCUCAAGCCCCUCGAUUUCAAUACGAACAUUCGUGCACCGAAAUCAUACCUCCGCACCCGCGUCUACCAAGAUGGUGUCGGCGAGCAGGUCGCGGAACUGCUAUCCGAAUUCUUCGUCCUCUGGAGCAAGCACAUUGCUUUCCCAGAAUUGUCCCUCCCCGUCGUGGUGAUGCUGAAGCGCUGGCUCAAGGAGGUGGUAUCUCGUACGAGCGGGAACAAAAACGGCAAAGUCAAUCAGAUGAUCCUGGUGCUCGUGCAAAAGAUCGAGCUCAACUCGCGAUGGAUCGAGGAGCGGCGCUCCAAGGUUACGUUCGCGCCAAAAGAUCGGGCUGAGGUGGAGUCUUUCCUGAAGGACACCGACUGGGAGACGACCCCACUCGGUGCGUUUGUCAAGACGCAGCGGAAGUUGCGUGAAGAGAGGGCGGCACUUAUGGAAAAGGGUAGACAGGAGGAAGAGAAGCGGAGGAGGGAGAAUGGAGACGAGGACGAACUGAUGGAGGAUGUGGUAAGUGACGACGAGGAUGGCGAAGAUGAGGUGGAGGAGGAUUCUGACGAUGACGACGAGGAGGACGAGGAGGAAGAGGACGAUGAAUAG
This is a messenger RNA of Rasamsonia emersonii CBS 393.64, 2292 nucleotides long. Its product is annotated as Ribosome assembly protein Noc2. The record is from RefSeq and is a predicted model, not a curated record. Lineage: Eukaryota; Fungi; Ascomycota; Eurotiomycetes; Eurotiales; Trichocomaceae. Bases 1 to 2292 code for a protein of 763 amino acids. The transcript has a single exon. Gene Ontology annotation, biological process: ribosomal large subunit biogenesis. Gene Ontology annotation, cellular component: Noc1p-Noc2p complex; nucleoplasm; Noc2p-Noc3p complex.